This is a messenger RNA of Ziziphus jujuba (common jujube), 1254 nucleotides long. Its product is annotated as zinc finger protein STAMENLESS 1. The transcript has a single exon. The record is from RefSeq and is a predicted model, not a curated record. NCBI's taxonomy places the organism in Eukaryota, Viridiplantae, Streptophyta, Magnoliopsida, Rosales, Rhamnaceae. The coding region runs from base 221 to 751 and encodes 176 amino acids. Gene Ontology annotation, molecular function: DNA-binding transcription factor activity; transcription cis-regulatory region binding. Gene Ontology annotation, cellular component: nucleus. Gene Ontology annotation, biological process: trichome morphogenesis; gibberellic acid mediated signaling pathway; trichome differentiation.
UUUGGCCCAAAAAAAAAAAAAACAAAAAAACAAAAAAACGAAAAAAAAAAUAAAAAUAAAAAAUAAAGAAAGACAAAAAAACCCAGAGACAACUUUUUGAGUUCUCUUGCUAUAAAUAAGGGCUAGUUUUUAUUCCCACACAAUAUAUCCAAAAAAAAAAAAAAAAAAAAUAUCUUUCAUACGGCUAAUAGAUUAUUAGACACCUAAUUGAUCAACCAAUAUGUCCGACCAAAAUCCCACAUCAACGCUACGGUUGUUUGGUUUUCCAUUAACCGAGUACGAUGAGAUCGUUGCCGAGAAACCGGAGACAUGGGAAGCUGAGAACAGAAAGUUCAAGUGCCAAUUCUGUGGUCGGGUUUUCGCGAACUCUCAAGCGCUUGGUGGGCAUCAAAAUGCACAUAAAAGAGAGCGACAAAGAGCCAAACGUGCUCAGUUUCAGAGCCAUCCACGGUUAAUAGCUGCAGCAACGGUUCUAAGCUCGCAUGCAGUGAGAUCAGGACCGUCCAAUAUGUAUAAAGGAGGGUUGAUCACCACCAAUAACGUAGCCGCUGCUAGGUUUUAUCCAUCACAACAGCCUCCGCAACUGAGCUCGUAUAAUCGUUACCCUUCGCAGUACUGUUUGAUCUCGCGGCCGGAGCAGUUUUCUGCUACUGAGCCACCGUCAUCUAGUACUGAUCAUCAAAUUUCUAGUAAAUUGGCCAAGGCUGAGGUAGGGGUUGAUCUCCACCUAAAACUUUCUCUCUCAGGUUGAGAUCAUUAAUCCUGGGUUGCUUAUUGGGAUUGAAUAUUCUUCUUCAUUUUGUAGUAGACUUUGUAGAAAAGUUUGGUGUUUUUUUUUUUUUUUUUAAGAUUGAUAGACUUCAAUCACGGUUCACAAACUUUAUCUUCUUCUUCUUCUUUUUUUUUUUUUUUUUUUUUUUUUUUUUUUUUUUUGGUUUUUGGUUUUUCUAAUUGAGCUUAUGCCUUGUACCAUUUCGUCGAGAUACUGCGGGCAUUACUAUUGAGCUGCAUAUGCUUCUAUAUAUCUAAUUUCUUACCUUCUCUGUAAACGAAAUUUAUUACUAUACGUACGUAUUGCUUGAAAUUUUCAGUGCAAAGCCUGUGACUGUCCUUCUAAAUCAUAAUUAUGCAACAAAAUAUCUUAGUUAAAGUAAUUAUGAUAGUUAGAAGUGUUAGGUUGGCACGGGUGCGCUAUCAAAAAGUGUUCUGUUAAGAGGGACCCAAAUUUUAAUGCAACUCAGUGUUUUUUUGCUU